Messenger RNA from Aplosporella prunicola CBS 121167, 1832 nucleotides. RefSeq lists its product as uncharacterized. Bases 38 to 1660 code for a protein of 540 amino acids. NCBI's taxonomy places the organism in Eukaryota, Fungi, Ascomycota, Dothideomycetes, Botryosphaeriales, Aplosporellaceae. The transcript has 5 exons. The record is from RefSeq and is a predicted model, not a curated record. Gene Ontology annotation, molecular function: iron ion binding; heme binding; monooxygenase activity.
GGCUGAGCGCCCAGGUUCCAGUACAUCUACCAAUAUCAUGGCUGUGUUUCAUGAUCUGCAGGCCUUGGACUUUGUACACCAACAUCCCCUCGUCACCAUUGGUUCUGUUUUAUGUCUUUGGACUCUUGUGCUCGUGACCUACCGAGUCUUCUUCCACCCCCUGUCAAAAUUUCCCGGGCCCAGGCUUGCGGCUGCGACAUACUGGUAUGAAACCUACCACGACGUUUGGCAUAAAGGUGACUACACCUCUCAAAUCGGACGCCUGCAUGAGAAAUACGGACCCAUAAUCCGCAUAAACCCAGAUGAGCUGCAUGUCAACGAUCCCUAUUUCAUCGACACGUUGUACCCCGGUCCCGGGAAGAAACGCGACAUUCCAACCUGGUGGUUACAAGGCACUAAUUUGCAGGGUUCGCAUUUCGGCACCGAAGCGCAUGACUUGCAUCGCGAACGGCGCGGCGCCUUGAAUCGUUUUUUCUCGAGGGCCACUGUGGUCAAAUUGGAGCCGCUGGUUAAAAAGAAUGCCAUCAAGCUUUGCCAGAAUCUCGAAACGAACGCUGGAUCAGAGUCGCCGCUGGAUGCCGCGAACAUUUUGGCAUGUUUCGGCACUGAAGUCAUUAUGCAGUAUAUGUUUGACCGGAGCUAUGGCUACCUGGAUGAUCCGAAGUUCAAGAAGAGCAUGUACAAGGCUAUCCACAGGGCAACGGAGUUUAUGAUCCUCUUCAGGCACUUCCGGAUUUGCGAAACUAUUGUCUUGAAUACGCCUGACUUCAUAAUGGAGUGGCUGGACCCAGACGUUCAAAUUUGGCGGUCCAUGAGACUUGACACACGCAAGCAGAUUCGAACGAUCAAGAAGCAACAGGCUGCAGAGAGCCUGAACGACACGAAAAAAGAAAAUGACGGAAUCCAUACAAUUUUCCACGAGAUUCUCCAAUCCAAUCUUCCGCCCGCUGAGAAAACCACUGAACGUCUGGGAAGAGAAGCCCAGGCCAUCACCGGAGCCGGGCUAGAGACCCUAUCCUGGAGUCUCAGCGUCGACCUGUACCACAUCCUCAGCACGCCCCGCAUCCUGCAGAAACUGCGCGCAGAGCUGCUCGCCGCAAUGCCCGACAUGCCGCCCCUCUCAGCCAUCACCCCCGCCGACCUCCCCUCCUGGACGACGCUCGAGCAGCUGCCCUACCUCAACGCCUGCAUCCACGAGGGCCUGCGCCUGUCCUACGGCCUCGCCACCCGCAUCUCCCGCUCCGCGCCCACCGAGACCCUCACCUACACUUACACACCCCCCGGCGCCACCGCCCCCAAGACGUUCUUCAUCCCGCCCGGCACCCCCGUCAGCAUGACGUCCGUCCAUAUCCAUCACGACCCCCGCAUCUUCCCCGACAGCGACUCGUACAUCCCCGAGCGCUGGCUGGGCCCUGAUGGGAAGAGGGAGCGCCCCGGCCUCGAGCGCUAUUUGCUGAGUUUUAGCAAAGGAACUCGCCAGUGCUUGGGCAUAAACCUGGCGUAUGCGGAGUUGUUCAUCGGCUUGGCUAGCUUGAUUCGCUUCUUGGGCGAUCGCUUGGAGCUCUUUGAGACGACCAAGGAGGACGUCAGGUUUUAUCGAGAUGACUUUGUGCCCGGUGUGAAGCCGGGCAGCAAGGGGGUGAGAGUGUUGGUUAAGUGAGACUGGUUUUCGGGUCACUCUAUGUGGUACACACAGGACUGCUGAGACGCUCAUGCGGCGCACUCGUACCUUCUUUCAAGAGACACCUAUCAGGUAACCUGCAAGAAGAUCGAUUCAUAAACCUUCUAUGCGCUAAGCGCAAGAGCCAUAAUGCAAUGCUUGUUUUCCCGUU